AUGGCUUCCCAAGACAAUGUGCCAAAGACCCCAUCAAAGAACAUUGAGGAGUUUCUCCAACGCCAUCCUCAAGUCCGCACCGGCACCGCCGCAAAAGCUGAACUAGACAAUCUCCAUGAACAUGGCGACACAUUCUACGUCAUAAACAAACUCUACGACAACGCAAUCCUGCACAAAGACUAUGACCCAGACUCUCUGAAACUCGUCUUUGCUUUCGCUUACGUCAACGAUGAGCAGGCAAUGGCUAACUAUACAGAAGAUGUGAGAGAGGAUGAUAGUGUCUCGUGCGAUUAUGAAGUCGGGAUGAAGGAAGGUCCGGACCAUCACCUUCAUGAGUUUAUGGGGGCUACGGUGCCGGAUUAUAAGGCUCAUAAAGGGAAUGAUGAGCCGGAUCCUAGGUGCUCGGAUUAUUGGCCUAUUUAUUGUGGAGGGAAUUAUCGGGGUGUUGAGGGGUUUGAGUGAGGGUCACUUCAGGAUAUACCUAUUAGUUAGUGAGAUGAAAGACGGU
Molecule: messenger RNA, 508 nt
Organism: Fusarium verticillioides 7600
Lineage: Eukaryota; Fungi; Ascomycota; Sordariomycetes; Hypocreales; Nectriaceae
Exons: 1
Coding region: 1-462 (153 amino acids)
Source: RefSeq, a predicted model, not a curated record